CUAUGAAAUUAUCGUAAACAUCCUGGUUUCAGUUGCUUCUGAUAGUCUUCCAUGUCAAUAUUUCAUAACUCAAAUCACAAUAUAUUAACGAAUAUAAAUGCACAUAUCAAAUGCAUAAUUACAUAUUUAUAUUAGCAACGAGAUACCAUUUUGUUAUUAAAUUCCCUUGAAGGACUCGAGUCGAAUUUUGAAGAAAGAAAACCGACGCUAUGAUAAGGAUAACAAAUAUCGUCAUAUUUUCACUUCUCGUGUUCUGUUUUGGAAUAUACGCAGCCGUUAAUAUUGACACUAAAAUGACGGAAGGCAAGACUUCCCAUGAAAUAACUAUUUGGCAGAAAAUGAUGGACAAACGGCGAGUGUAUCAAAUGCUCAAAAAGAAGGUAAUAGAAGAUAACGGUUGGCAAAACGAACAAUCGAUCACUGAUGGUAAAAAAAUUAGUGGAUUGCAAAAUAACUACUUCGAGUGUAUAUGGAAUAAUCCUGUGUUAACAUGUAAUAUAACUGUACCUCGCCUUCAGACAUUUUCCGUUAUACUGCGAAUGUCCGAGUAUGUAGUCCGCAUCAUCAUUUCAGCAGAUGGUGAAGUAAUUAAAAGUCAAAUAUUGCAUAUUCAUAGCAUGUCUGUUAAAACGCUGAAAUUCAUCUUGGGAUCCGCAAGUGUUUUGUUUACCAUAUGCAUAGACGAUUACACUGAGAAUUAUCUUAAAGCAUGUUUUCACAUUGUUUACAGCGUAUUCUUCUACCGAAAAUCAUUGUAUGUUGGUUGUUUCCAUAAACACUUUCUUUCAUCUCAAAAUAUCUCAUUGGACAGUGUCAAGGAUUCGUUGCAAUUUUCCGACAUUGACAAGUUCCGCAGCCUUGAAAAUAACGUUGGGAGAAAUAAAAAGCAAAAUAUCUACCUUUGUUUUUUCAUGGAGGAUUAGAAGUAAAUAUGAUUUGAACUUAGUGACAACAAACUAUAUAUGGCCAUUAAUAUAUCUGAAUGAAAACAAAGCUAAUGUAUACAUUGAUAUUACAAUGAACGCAUAACCCAUUCGACUAUGAUCCAUGGUGUUUGUCCAAUGAUUUAACUUACUAUACGGAUAUGUCAUGAUCUAUGGAAAAACUCUACUCUGUAUUCCCUUGUCAAGAAUUGAAACAUCUCUCACUCUGACAAUUAUUGUUUUAUUCUACUUAUUUUCAACAUCUCAAAGCCAAAAAGACAGUUGUUAACCGAGAGAAACUUCAAAACUUAUGAUCCAUCUUUUUCUCCCACUUCGCCCUCGCCCAUCGUUCUUUCUUUUCCUCCUUAAUUGCCUCCAGCAACUCAUUUGUACAACAUUAUCCGUCGCGCAUUACACGAACCUUUAUUUCUGUAAUUUAUGAGAACAUAAACAAGCGUUGAACAAU
Molecule: messenger RNA, 1389 nt
Organism: Octopus sinensis (East Asian common octopus)
Lineage: Eukaryota; Metazoa; Mollusca; Cephalopoda; Octopoda; Octopodidae
Exons: 4
Coding region: 210-923 (237 amino acids)
Source: RefSeq, a predicted model, not a curated record